CCUAAAGUGCCGCUCACAUGACCAUUUUAUUUCUUCCGAGCGCAGCUGAGCUGAGGGGGCAUCAUCUCUGGAAUGACAGGAAAGCAGCAAUAAAAAGCGUCGUGACCUGAUACGUGUUGAAGCAUAUUUUAGCACAAGAGGAGUGAAGGACGUAAAUCAGGCUCUCCUCCUGCUGCCGUCCUGUUGUUGGCGUUCUUCUGGCUGAGUGCGCUGAGAUUCACUUUGGCAACUGACUGGAAACAUGAUACCUCACAUUGGCAAACAACCUCUCCCCGCCGGCCUAACAUUCAUCGUUGUGUUAGCGGCAACGUUGCAUCAGAGCUUCACUCAAGAGGUAGCAGCCACCACUGCUGCCCCCCAGUCCAGCACUGCUCUGGCCACCCCUGCAGCUCCUGGCAACCCAGAGAGGGGCAACUACAAUGUCACCAACUCCACUGGGACGGUUUGUCUUAUGGCUCGCAUGGGACUGCAGCUCAACGUCACUUUCCUCAACAACGAGAAUAAGACUGUCCAGGAGUUGAUGAAUCUGCAUCCCAACCAGACCAAGCACACUGGCUCCUGUGAAUCAGACACAGCCACCCUCAUCCUCAUGGAGGACGGGACCAACCUCACCUUCUCCUUUGCACUGAACACUACAUCGAAGAAAUAUCACCUGAACAGCUUGGCCCUAUCAGCAAUCUGGCCCGAUAUGGCUGAUUCAUUCCAUGCCUCCAACACCAGUCUGGACUAUCUGAGAGGCACUCUGGGCCGGUCCUAUAUGUGUCGGGAGGAGCAGAUCUUGAACGUGGAUGAGAAAUUCUCCCUCAACACCUACCAGCUGCAGGUACAACCUUUCGGUGUGAGAGCAGACCAGUUUGGUGAAGCUGAAGAGUGUGAGCUGGACGAGGACGACAUGCUGAUCCCCAUCAUCGUGGGCGCCGCGCUCUCUGGCCUGGUGCUCAUCGUGCUCAUGGCCUACCUGAUUGGCCGCAAGAGGAGUCAUGCAGGCUACCAGACCAUCUGAGCACCGCCCUCGUCUCCUCGUCUCAAAAAAAGCCAGGGAGCACAGCCAACCACCACCACCCGAUCCUCGCCCCACAACCUCACCUACACCUCCAUCCUCCACCCUCACCCGCUAGCCUUAGCUUCUUACUCCAUGUAUCCACAAAACCCCAGCUUCCUUUAUGCCCAUGGUACAGGCCCCCAGCUGCUUUUCUGAAACCCUGCCCCAAACCCAUAUUGCCCUGCCUUGAACCCGUGCCAAGGUUGGCCUUGCUCUUCCAGGACUUCCUGAUCCCGAUCUCUUGUAUAAAAAAAAAAAAAACACAAACAAACAGGAAUAUAAUAUGACAUGUAACAUGCUAUUAAGACAUGCUCUGAGCAGACUCAAAAGCUCAGGCUGUGUGCGCGUGUGCGCGUGCGUGUGUGUGUGUGUGUGUGUGUGUGUGGCCAACUUAACUCAUGCGCCUUUGUUCAGUUUGGGUCUUAGUCUGAAGAGUUUUAUAGAAGAAAUGCUUUAGGGAUUGUUUUAACUUUUUUUGCUGCUGUUGCUUGUCGUCUUUUUUGGUGUCUUGUUUCCAGGGUUUUCCCUCAUAUAUAGACAAUAAGGAUGUGUUCCAAGUACCAUAGAAGAAAAAGGAAACCAUUUUGACUGACAUGACUUUCGUAUCUCUGACGUCUGCUCCGUGCAGGUCCCUAGUGCACGUAGUCGCUCCCCCACCCCCUUCCUCUUGUACAUACUCGCAUAAUCCUUACACUAAAACUAAACCGGCCUCCGAAUGAGGCCCUUUACUGCUACAAUUGGCUUUGCACUGGCACUCAAGACUUAGACACCCAGAAAGCAGUUAAAUGGACAUUUGUCCAUCUCCUUGUCCACAGAUCCAACGGUUACAGAUUGGUAUUCAAAUGUCAUUAAGCUAAAAAAAAAAAAAAAAAAAAAAAUCAAGGCCUUGCCUUUCAGGGCAGGUCUGCCGUUUACUUUGACAGCAUCUAGUUGUGGUUACUUAAUUAAUUAACAUAUUUUGACUGGAGGGAAAUUCCACAGGAAGCCUUCAGUGCUCAUUAUGGGCACCAUGUGCAGUGCUUGGAAUCUGCAGAGGACGCAGGUGAUGGAGAGAUGGUGAUACGGUAUUUAAGUGGUGUUGUGCAUUAGAAUCACCAAAAGGGAGUUGACGUUACUUCACUGUGCAGGGUAUUAUCCAGUGUUUGUGAGACUGUUACAUACUAGUUAGGUGGAAGGGUGGGCUGACCGGAGUUGUGCGAGUGUGAGAUUGUUACCCUGUACAGGAUGUUUCACUGCACUGCUAAGCCAGGACUCAUCAGGUCAGUGUCGCUGGUUGGAUUCUCACUUUUUCCAUGCGCAAGCUCGUUAGCCUCAAGAGUGGGGUAUAGGUACGGGAGAUGCAGUUGAUCUUUCACUGAGGGUAUGGAUGACUGCCAGCCAUUACUAGUAAUUUAAUUGUUUUAAUAGUGAAUGUUUGGAUCACUUUUGAAAUGCUGUGAUAUUUCAAUAAAAAGGGACAAACGAGAA
Molecule: messenger RNA, 2509 nt
Organism: Alosa alosa (allis shad)
Lineage: Eukaryota; Metazoa; Chordata; Actinopteri; Clupeiformes; Clupeidae
Gene: lamp1b
Product: lysosomal associated membrane protein 1b
Exons: 7
Coding region: 242-1003 (253 amino acids)
Cellular component (GO): membrane
Source: RefSeq, a predicted model, not a curated record